UUGCACCAGUGUCUUCUAGACCCAGUUGCUAUAUAGUAGGAGCCAACUCAUAUCGAUCGUCGCGUCAAACCUCUCCAUCGGUCGAUUCAGAGAGAGAUCGAGAUCAGCGUGAGAGAGAGAGAGAGAAUGAGCAGUACGAGUGGAUCUGCAUGGGAUCACAGCAACAAUGGAGGCGGCGGGUCGCCGGAGUUGAGGGAGGCGCUGCUGCUGGGUGACGGCGGGUCGUCGCCGGAGUCGAGGGAGAUUAAGGGGAUUGCUGUGAAGAAGCAGGAUGACCUGGAGGAGAUCCGGAGCGUGGGGGAGCUGAUGCGGCUGGCGGCGGAGGAGAACCGGCGGCUGUGGUACCUGGCCGGUCCGGCCAUCUUCACGUCGCUGGCGCAGUACUCGCUCGGCGCCGUCACGCAGGUGUUCGCCGGACACCUCACCACGCUCGAGCUCGACGCCGUCUCCACCGAGAACAUGGUCAUCGCCGGCCUCGCCUUCGGGAUCAUGUACGGGAUGGGGAGCGCGCUGGAGACGCUAUGCGGGCAAGCUUUUGGCGCGAAGCAGCAUCACAUGCUGGGCAUCUACUUGCAGCGCUCAUGGGUGAUCCUCACCGCCAUGAGCGUCAUCCUCCUCCCCAUCUACCUCUUCGCCACCCCGAUCCUCCGCUUCUUCCACCAGGACGACGAGAUCGCCGUCCUCGCCAGCCGCUUCUCCCUCUACAUGAUCCCCCAGCUCUUCGCCUACGCCCUCAACUUCCCCAUCCAGAAGUUCCUCCAGGCCCAGAGCAAGGUCAUGGCCAUGGCGGCCGUCUCCGCGGCGGUGCUGCUGUUCCACGUCGCGCUCACGUGGCUUCUCCUCGUGCCGCUCCGGAUGGGCCUCGUCGGCCUCGCCGUCGCGCUCAACGUGUCGUGGUGGCUCGUCGUGCUCGGCCAGCUCGCCUACAUCGUCAUGGGCUACUGCCCUGGAGCUUGGAACGGGUUCGACUGGCUCGCGUUCACCGACCUCCUCAGCUUCGCCCGCCUCUCCCUCGGCUCCGCCAUCAUGAUCUGCCUCGAGUUCUGGUUCUACAUGUUCCUCAUCGUCAUUGUCGGUAACCUCCCCAAUGCCCAGGUCGCCGUCGCCGCCGUCUCCAUCUGCACGAACCUGUUUGGGUGGCAGAUCAUGGUGUUCUUCGGGUUCAACGCGGCGAUCAGCGUGAGGGUGUCGAACGAGCUGGGCGCGGGGCGGCCGCGGGCGGCGAGGCUCGCGAUCGCGGUGGUGCUCGUGUCCUCGGUCGCCAUCGGCGUCGCCUUCUUCGCGGCGGUGCUGCUGCUCCGCGACGUGUACGGCGCGCCGUUCACGGGCAGCCCGGAGGUGGUGCGCGCGGUGGCGAGCCUGGGCGUGGUGUUCGCCUUCUCGCUCCUCCUCAACAGCGUCCAGCCGGUGCUCUCCGGCGUGGCCGUCGGCGCCGGGUGGCAGUGGCUGGUGGCGUACAUCAACCUGGGCUGCUACUACUGCGUCGGCAUCCCCGUCGGCUACGCCAUCGCGUUCCCGCUCCGCCGCGGCGUGCAGGGGAUGUGGGGCGGGAUGCUCACUGGCGUCGGGCUGCAGACGGCGAUCCUGGUGGCGAUCACGGCGCGCACCAACUGGAACAAGGAGGCCAGCGAGGCGCACGCCAGGAUCCAGCACUGGGGUGGCACGGCCAAGCUCGCCGUCGACGACCCCAUCUAGUUAAGCGACAGCGAGCUUCAUCAUCCAUCCAUGGCGUAAGAAUUUGUAAUGUACCUGCACAAUGCAAGUACAUGUACAUCCUGUUGUCGGAUUUGGUUUGAGAUUCGUGCGCGUAGCAUGGAUUGCAAUAAGAAAAUGCAGAUGUGUUGAUAUGUCGUGGUUUUGUGUAUCCGAGAAUGUCAAUCCACGAUGCAAUUAUGCAGUGUAUGUGCACCUUGUUGUUUGUUUGGAUUUGAUUGGAGAUUCGUGCGCGUGUAGAAUAGAUAAAUAUCAUGAAUAAAGCAUGAUAUUAUA
Oryza sativa Japonica Group (Japanese rice) is the source of this 1989-nucleotide messenger RNA. Its product is annotated as protein DETOXIFICATION 33. Lineage: Eukaryota; Viridiplantae; Streptophyta; Magnoliopsida; Poales; Poaceae. Gene Ontology annotation, cellular component: membrane. Gene Ontology annotation, biological process: xenobiotic detoxification by transmembrane export across the plasma membrane. Gene Ontology annotation, molecular function: antiporter activity; xenobiotic transmembrane transporter activity. The record is from RefSeq and is a predicted model, not a curated record.